Molecule: messenger RNA, 6600 nt
Organism: Porites lobata
Lineage: Eukaryota; Metazoa; Cnidaria; Anthozoa; Scleractinia; Poritidae
Source: the annotation of a GenBank genome assembly
UUUCAAUCCUAUAUUUUUAGUCUGUUACUCUGCAUACCGACUUAGGAGACUUGAAAAUAGAACUCUUUUGCGAGGACACUCCUAAAGCCUGUGAGGUAAGAGGUAACUUUGGUAGAAUUUCCGUACAGCCCCAUACAUUUAUUAUGCAUGCAACAAUUUCAUACUUUUUCACAGAAAGAAAUAUGCAUAUGGAUGUGUCUGUACGGAAAUCUUACCUUAUUUAUGUACUGUUUUUUUCAUGUUCAUUUUAUUUUUUAAACAUUUUAAUUAUUUUAUGGAAGACAAGAUGGAAGAGAAUAUGAGCAUUAACCAGAAUUUCACCUGUUUAUACUACUACAUGAGAAAUUUCUGCAAUUUGAUUGGCUUAGAUCAGUGGUAUUUCAGCUUAAUUUGAAAUACCUACAUGUGAAAAUUACAAACCUUUUGCGGGUAGUAGUAUAAACAAAUAAUAGCAUGAUUUGUUCGUGAUAUUUGGCAUAAAUACCACUCGUGAUAUUUCAAAAUUGUAUCAAAUUUCACUCGCCUAUCGGCUCGUGAAAUUACGUAUAACAAUUUUGAAAUAUCACUCGUGGUAUUUAUGCCAUAUAUCACCACAAAUCAUGCUAUUACCUAUACUAAUAAUGCACUAUAAUAAAUUAUUGCCCUGCACAUGCUCAAAAUAUAGAAGUUGUUUUUCUAUACACAGACCAGGUGUCAUAGGUUUUUAUUAUGUCCUAAGGCCAAGGUUUGCUAAAUGUAAUCCUUAGCAUCACCCACACAGUCAAGGUUCCUCCCCACCUCUCUCCCAGUCAGUCCUCCAUCACAUGACAAAAGAAUACUACCUUGCCUUCCCCACAGUCAAUCUACAUCAGUGGCUCUCUCCUCCGCAGAGGCUCCUGCUGGGUAUCCCUUUAAAAAUAUAACAAUAAUCAAAGAAAUAGUAAGCACACGGGGGACAAUGGGAAGAGGGAGCCUCUCUUCUCUCUUCCCCCUUCCCAUCGUGCCCCGCAUGCUCUCUUUUUCUUUCUCCCCAGCCUCCCCACAACACAAAGAAGCCUCUGCGGAGGAGAGAGCAUCAGUGGAUAAUAUCCACCUUUUGAAUAGCCAUAAAAGCUCUAGGGAUUGUUUAGAGGGACAUCAAAAACAUGGCAGACAGUAGCAAGCCACCUGUUAAAAACACUCUCUAGGUUAUUCUGACAGAAGAAGAAAUACCUGCUGUAUUAGGGUCUUUAGGAAUUUCUGAAACUGCAGAACUCAGUGCUUGGACCGAGCACUUGUAGUGUGGCAUGUUUGUUGACCUUUGUGCUGUCGGUCCAAUUGAUGCCAAGAAGCUUGUGGAGGCAUAUCAUUGUCAGUUUUUCACUCAUUUAGAGCAUGACAAAUACAAUUACAGUCAAACCUAUAUUAAGUAAUCACCCUUGGAGAAUUAUUAGUCAACUGACUGCUUAUUAGAGAUUGACAGUUCUAUAAGGUAUGUGAAGUAUCCAUCAUGUGUACAAAUGAUUGCCCUUUAAUAUAUUAUUGACUUUUUCUUGAGCAAAAAUAAGGAAAUAAAAGAUCACCAAAUGCCAUAUACAGGGUGUCUAUUGCACCGGUAUGGUAAACCUUGAUAAUUAAGGGACCAUUUAAAAGAGGUGAAGACAAUUAAAACACUUGUUGGGAGGUACAAAAAAUUGAUCACGACUGCUUAAUAGAGGUGACCACUUACAGUCAAACCAGGAAAACUGUGAAAACCAGAAAUAUUUCUGGAAUGUUAUUGUGGUGCAAAAAAAAACCAAUCAGGUGUGAGAAAACUAAACUACAAGCAAGGACAUUAAUUAGUUUGUGGUUUUGUGGCUUGCUCACAUGUCCUGAUCUUUGCUGUGAUUGGUCAUAACACAAGAAACAUUCCUGAAAUAUUUCAAGUGUUCACUGUUUUCCCAGUCGCACUGUAAUACACUUCAGUUUUCCGGGACUUAAGAAAGAGCCCACUUAGUACUGUCAGUUUCUCUUAAUACAAGUUUGACUGUAAAAUCCAGUUAUGACUAGUCUGCUACACAGCCGUUUUUAGUGUCGUCACGCAUCGCUCCUCCCCACUAACGGCUGCUGAAAACCGAACUACAUUCCUUUCCCGUGAUUAGCCAAUUAUAAUUCAGUUCCCAUUUUCUGGAAAGUGUUUGCGCCACCUUGGCGGUACUGUGACUCCUCCAAUCACAGCUUUGCUUUUAUCGUUGCCCCAUGUGUGAACGACAGAAUAAUCAAAAUCGUCGAGUGAAAACAAGCAAUUAACUACAGUGUUGUCGUAGUCGAGUCCUAUUCAAAAUUUAGGAGAUAAGCUGAAGCAGCAACAGCAAGAAAGUCGAGCAAAUUGCGAUUCACAACAUGGAUGUACUCAUAAAGUUGCCAGGUAUAGUUUCGGGAAAUCGCUCAUCGAUAUUUUGUAAGAUUGUUUUUUGACUCAGUACCCUUGACAGUUUAGUCUUCACAGAACACAAUGAGCACAUCCGGUGCAUUAAAUUCUUCACUACAUAUCAGCACAUAUGCACGUUAAAUGAAGAACCAACCGAUCCCGGUAAAAGUUUUCUAGCUAAGUUAUGACCUGCUCAUAAGAAAAUAUCCUCAGGACAUCAGUGGAAGUCUGUUCUUAAAUUUGCCAUAUUGAGCAUUCAUGUAAUUUGAAGCCAAAAUCCCUGUCUUGAAAAAUGUCAAGCAGUGGGAAAAGCAAGUCAAGCACACAACCUCAAAGACUGUGCUAUGAUUAUCUUUUGCAGAACUUUCUAGCUCUCUGUGCCAGCAGUUACUACGACAACUGCACUUUCCAUAGGUAAGUUCCCUUAGUGAAAGUAGACUUGUUCAAUGCACAAUGUGUAUUGAUUCCUAACUUGCCUUGUACGAUAUUCCAUAUUUUAGUGGUUAGGAAUAGACAAACAGGAAUUUGACUUAUGACUGCAAUCAUUUUAUAAUUUAGCACUCAAACAGGAAUGUCAUAGCAUGUGCAAAAUGGUGGAAAACACCUCUAAAAUAAAACUGUGAAACAAUUCUCACUAAAACAUUGCAGUCUAGUAAUACUGUAACAAUAAAUAGUCGGUAAAUUUGUACAAAAUAUAUAAUUUAUUACUCUGAGACAUAACUGUUACUUUAAGACAUUCUGGGCCACUUCAAAGAAAAAGAAAGAAAAUUAAAGAACAUAGAGGUCAAUGUUAAGUCUUCAUUCACGUCUGUUGCAGUAACGUUUCUGUCAAUAAAAAAUUACUCCUUUCCACCGAAUCAUUUUGUCUGGACGUUAACAAUAUUAAAAAUAGAAAUAUCAAUAGUAGAGGUGUUAAUAGUCGUGGUAGUAGUGCUCAUAUUAAAAACUGUUAAAGUUGUCCUUUAAAGUUUGCAUGUACAUUUUUUUACAGAAACAUCAAGGGUUUUAUGGUGCAAACUGGAGACCCCACAGGUAGAGUAAAAAGGUUUACUGUAAUAACCCACACCUUUCAAUGACUGAAAAGCUAUUUCAUCGCUGAUUGACCUCUGUUCUUGACUGAGAGUUAUAAUUAUUUGACACAGGUACUGGUAAAAGUGGCAAAAGCAUCUGGGGCAAGAAAUUUGCAGAUGAGCUAAGUCCAUCACUUAGGGUAAGUUUGGGUGUAGAUACAUUAUACACUUAUGUAAACAACUCAAAUGAACAAGGAUCCUGAAGGUUAAAAUAAUAAUUUGUUUUCAGAGCCUUAAAAUUGGGUAAAGCUUUCCUUGCAGUCAAUAAUGCAAAGGUCAGGGUAUGAUUCCUGAUCAAGCUUGAAUUCAUUCAAGUUUUUUCAUCCACUUAAGUUGAAAAUUUAACUUCAAAGAUCAUAAUACUUCACUCCUUGAAAAGCAAGUUUUAUAAAUUGGUUGAAAUUAAUUUUGCCUCAUCCAUGGAUCACAAAGGGCCGUGGGAUUUUGAGUCACCUUUAUACAUAUAUGAAUAUAGAUAUCAGACUAUUAUCUGCAGUUACCUGGCAACAGAAGUGCCACAAACAAAGCUGCACGUCGUUGGAAGCAGCAUCUGAUCAUGAAGAGCAAAAGCUGCAUGUAGCCUAGUGCUCAAUUACUUGAAAAAAGAAGACAUUUAGUUCUCUUCAGCAAGAUAUUGACCAGAAUGGGGUGAAUGGGUUAAGUAUUUAGAUUUAAUCAAGAGUGUAGGAUUUUGCUGCCUCAAGGCAUACUCUGUCUCCUCUCCUGUGUACUAUCCCAAGUCCCAGCUGAAACGCAAUAUUUUCUUUUCUAUUUCUUCUGUCUUUUGGGGGGUUUUUCCCCGUAUUUCACACUGUUUGCCUUUUUCCAGACAUAUUUCUAGGCUAAAUCUAAUUUUGUUAUCCCCUGACAGCAUAAUGCAAGAGGAACAGUAUCAAUGGCAAAUAGUGGACAGGAUACAAAUGGGUCACAGUUCUUCAUCUGUUAUGGCAAACAACCUCACCUUGACAUGAAAUAUACUGUGUUUGGAAAGUAUGUUACAAGUAAAAUGUUGUUAAGUCUCAGUGCUACAUAACAUUAAAAACCUGCCUCUGGAUGGGUAGAGCAAAGUGUUGCAAAUCAAUAAUAAUAAUAUUGUCAAUCAUUAAAGGUAAAUAGCUAUAUUUGUAAGGAGUUGAGCUGUAGCAUGUGAUUCUAUGUCAUACAUCUCGCAAAAGACAAAGGUCUUGCCUUGGUCUGUGGAGAUCAAGUCAGGUGUGAUCAAGGUAAUUUACUUAUUACUCAAGUGUAGGGGUCACUCUUUGCCAGCCAAGGUCACUCAGAUUCUGUUAAUCUCUUCUAGUUAAUUUUCAGGUUCAAGUCUUGACCUGCAAGCCCCUUUUUCAAACAGUUGGAAAUUUAAAUUUGAUAUAAGAAAUUUGACUAUAGUAGCUGAGUCAUGUCUGAGCACAACUGUUCAGGUCAAGGCAUAAGUUACCGUUGUUGUUUAUAAUCUGCAGGGUCAUUGAUGGUCUGGAAACUCUUGAUGAUUUAGAGAAACUGCCAGUGAAUGAGAAAACAUAUCGGCCUAUCACAGAUGUUCGAAUAAAGAAUGUGACCAUCCAUGCCAAUCCUAUUGCAGAAAAAAGCUACUAAACUUUAGAAUCUGCCUCAGAGUGAUAGACCAUUGUGGAUUUCUCAAAGGAAUUUUUCCUUCUCAGAAAUUAUCCUUGCUCAGAACACUUAAGAAAUGACCUGUGCCUUGUUCACAUGCAGAGUUAAAGGAAAUAAUUUGUUGUUGAAUAAUUUUCAUAGUGCUAUAUGAAUGUCAAAAAGAACUAUGUUGCCCACAUCACACAAUGGCCUUUGUUAAAAUCUGACCUACUGAGCAGUGUUCCUGCAGAGACGAUUAUCUCCUUUUUCUGUGAGAUUCUUGUAUAGGUUUUCUAAUACAUGCAUUAGGAAUUCGAUUGUUUUAGCAGAAAUGCGUACAUAAAACCAGACCUGUCAAUACAAGAAACAAAAAUCUACAUCCUGCUCACAACUGACUGUCUGAUAUAAUUUAAAAAGCACGUUUCCAUUGAAGUCUUUAAAAUAAUUUAUGAUACAAACAGGCUUUGUCAGUUAAUCCUGAACAGCCAUAGUUCAUGAACAACUCAGAGCAAUAGCACAUUAGACAUGUAACUAUUAAAGGAAAUGGUUCUCUGCCGACCAGCCUGUUCUUGACGCCAUGUAUCUAUUUUGUAUUCCUCAAAACGCUGCUUGUCAGAGUGUCCAUCUUUGCUUCCUCAUUUCCUUCACAUGUACAAGGGUAAUCAUUUAAGUUCGUUCUGGUCUUGCAAUCAGCUUCUAAUAGUGGGCUCAUCAUUUGAUGGUAUAUUAAUGAUUUUUAAGAAGCUAAGUAAGACUAUGACUUGGCUGUAAGGCUUUGACAAUGUGUUAUAAGCUCCUCGCAGUAUCUACAAACAACAAGAGUGAGAAAAACGUUGUCAGUGAAGACACAGGACUCCUGAAAUCAUGAUACUGGUUUGGCCAUUUCUUUCAAGUUUUGCUUCAAAAUACCACAGUUAGGCAUUUCUCAGUUAACCUCUUCUAGACAGGGGGUUCAUUAAGGUUUUGAACAGGAGGGCAACUGAGUUUGACACCCGGGCAAAGAAUUGGCAAGGCCCGGAGGGCCUUGCCCUCUAGGGGGGUCUGGGGGGAUGCUCCCCCGGAAAAUUUUGAAAUUCUAUAGUCGUAAGGAUGUGUUUUCCUGUAUUUUGAAGCUGCAGACAAUGACUUUCAACAACCAAAAAAAGAUAACUUUUCUAGACAAUUUAAUCAUGAUUUGAUACCAAUACCCACCACACAAAUUGGACUUUUUGGUUCUCUUUUAAUAGCUCUGCUCAUAAUAAUCUUUACUCCAACUCACCGUCAGCAUCUGAGCCGUAAUCAACUUAUCUUUAAAAUUUCAAUGACUAGACGGGAGGAGCACUGUUUUAACGUGAACGCACCGAAAAUUAAUUCAUUGGCGUAAACCAUAAGACGAACAAAAAUCACGCUUCGCUUCGUUGAACAUGAUGAUUAAGCCAUUCAAUAUAUACAGGCAAGUAAAAGGUUAAAUCACAAAGAAGUCUACUCAUCUCUUGGUCUUUUCUCUACUGGAGGCCCUUUGGUUGAAGCCGAAAAAUAAUACGCUAUCGAACGCGUUCUUUUCUGGGCCGCCAUGCUCACAUGCUCGCAACA